GCCCAGAGGGGAGGGUCUUUUUGAAAUGGCCCUACUUAUGCUUUAAUCUGCAUCAUCUGGGAUUGUUUCUUCAUAUACAAUCAAUUUCAUUUGCUUUAUUAAAAACAGUUCAGGGGCCACAUUUUAAUUUUAGGUAUUGAACGAACGUAGCACACAAAAAUCUGCUGGCUACCCUUGUGCAUAUACAGUAUUCGGUUUGAGGAUUUCAGGUAAGUGAAUUUAAACUGCAGAUUGUCUGAAAUAAAGAGAAUAAAUAAAUGGUGUGUGAUCCAGAAAGACUUGAUUCCUGGCAGCAGUCUUUAGAAGAUAAUGUGAAAUGAAUGAGUGCAGAUACAGUGCUCCGGUGCUUAAAGCAGUGCCAGGGGACAGCAGGUUGUCUUGGUGCUGGAGCACUCUGCAAAGGAAGAGGAGAAAGGUGUUAUCAAGGGGCUUUUCUCAGCAUGCAGUCCCUUUAGAUUUGGAUGUGAUAACUAACCACAUCCUGUGCAUUGGACAUUUGGCUUGCAUCCCCGUUAUCUUCCUGCUUACUGCACCUGGGGACUGACUACAUAUGUUUAAAGAAAAGCAUCUUAGCAUACCCUGAUCCACUCGUCCUCUGCUACUCUGACCUUUGCCAGCACCUGAGCAUCCAGGUUCCAACACAAAGUGGCUGGAGGCAAAGCUUUUUCAGAGUUCUGAAGGAUACAAUCUUGCAUUGUCCUGGGCCUGAGCAGCAAAGGAUAAAUUUGAUCACUGAUUGACUUGUCAUCUCUUCAUUGUGAUGGAAAAAUGGUUGCCUAAAAUAAACCCUUUGUUAUGAUUCUAAAACUGCCUUUGAAUCCAAGAUCUGUUGUGAUUUUUAAAAAACAAAUCCAAAAAUGUCAGAACCCGACCCUUCAUCUGGAUUUAUAGGAAACAUGGAAAAUGGGACUUUUCUGGAGCUGUAUCCCACAUCCCUUUCAACUUCAGUGGAUUCAUCACCUGGCCGUUUAUCCAAUGUCUACGUCUAUGUUUCUAUAUUCCUUAGUCUCUUAGCUUUUCUCCUUUUGCUAUUGAUCAUUGCACUUCAGAGGCUGAAAAACAUAAUUUCUUCCAGUUCCUCCUACCCAGAAUAUAAUAGUGAUGCUGGAAGUUCUUUCACUAAUUUAGAGGUUUGUAGUAUUUCUUCCCAGCACUCUGCUCUCUCAAACCUUUCUUCAUGAAACUAAAUGAAAGGAAACACACAGGGAAUGGAAGAGCUUCGUCUAGUUUCUUGGGGAGGUAGUGCAUGCAACAUUUGCCUUAGAAGAUUAUUAUGAAGAGGUGGCUUUUAAAGUUUCUUUAGUUGUUUGGUUUUGGUUUUGUUUUUUUUUUUUUUUUUUCCUUUCAUUUUCUAGUCUUCAUUUCCCCUUUUACUAAUGUUCUUUUUCAUUUUGGACAAUGGAUAAUGACACCUGAUCAUCAUUUCAUGCCUGUAAUAGAGAUGCUGUCUUUUUCUCACACGUAUAUGGUGUUCAUUAAGAGCAUUCCUGCCAAACUGUAAUGCAGUUCUAACUGGAUAUGUCAUUCUUCUGCUCUAGUUGUGACCCCUUCUCUGGUUUUGUAUUAGUAAUAUGCUGACUACUUUUCUUUCUCCUUUUUCAAUUAGAAAGGCUUCUGGAUCAAAUCCCUGUUGCAAAAGUACAAAAAAAUCAGCUUAAAUUAUAAAUAUUAGGACAAUUUACGAUUGUUGGUAUGGUUUUGUUUUGUUUUGUUUUGUUUUAAUUUUCACAUCUUUUUCAGUGUUUAUUGAUAUUUAUAAAACACAACUAAAAUCCUUUUCUUGAAGAAUGUUGCCUUUGUUGAUUUGUACUCCCAACUUGUUCUGUAUAAAGUCUGUGUUUCAGUUUUUGAGUCUCUUUGUUUAACUUAGUAAAGCGACUACAAUAA
Molecule: messenger RNA, 1887 nt
Organism: Tyto alba (common barn owl)
Lineage: Eukaryota; Metazoa; Chordata; Aves; Strigiformes; Tytonidae
Gene: SERTM1
Product: serine rich and transmembrane domain containing 1
Exons: 4
Coding region: 858-1181 (107 amino acids)
Cellular component (GO): intracellular membrane-bounded organelle
Source: RefSeq, a predicted model, not a curated record